Molecule: messenger RNA, 3699 nt
Organism: Labrus bergylta (ballan wrasse)
Lineage: Eukaryota; Metazoa; Chordata; Actinopteri; Labriformes; Labridae
Gene: luc7l3
Product: LUC7-like 3 pre-mRNA splicing factor
Biological process (GO): mRNA splice site recognition
Cellular component (GO): U1 snRNP; U2-type prespliceosome
Molecular function (GO): mRNA binding
Source: RefSeq, a predicted model, not a curated record
AUGCUCUCGGCAGCCCAGUUGCUCGAUGAGUUAAUGGGCCGAGACAGAAACUUGGCCCCUGAUGAAAAGCGAUGCAACGUGCGAUGGGACGACGAGAGCGUCUGCCGGUACUAUCUGUGUGGCUUCUGUCCGGCUGAGCUCUUCACAAACACCCGAUCUGACCUGGGUCCUUGUGAGAAAAUCCACGAUGAAAAUCUUAGAACAACGUAUGAGAAAAGCUCUCGGUUCAUGAAGGAGGGAUAUGAGCGAGACUUCCUGCGUUAUCUGCAGUCGCUGCUGGCAGAGGUGGAACGGCGGAUUCGAAGAGGACAUGCGCGGCUUGCACUCUCCCAAGCUCAGCAGAAUGCGGGGGGUCCUGGUCCAGCUGGAAAGAACGAGGAGAAGGCCCAGGUUCUAACAGAGAAAAUUGAAGACCUAGUUUUACAGAUCGAGGAGCUGGGGUCAGAGGGCAGAGUGGAGGAGGCCCAGGGAAUGAUGAAGCUGGUGGAGCAGCUGAAGGAGGAGAGGGAGCUGCUCAGCUCCACCCCCUCGACAAUCGAGAGCUUUGCAGCCCAGGAGAAACAGAUGGAGGUGUGUGAGGUGUGUGGGGCCUUCCUCAUCGUGGGGGAUGCACAAUCACGCGUGGACGAUCACUUGAUGGGCAAGCAACACAUGGGCUACGCGAAGAUCAAAUCUACUGUAGAGGAGCUCAAGGAGAAACUUCGUCGCCGCUCAGAAGAGCCCCCAGGCGAAACCCCCGCGCUCAAGAAGGACAGAGAAGACCGCGAGCGGGAGAGGGAGGAGCGGGAGAAAAAGCGCAAAGAGGAGGAAGAGAAGGAGAAGGAGCGAGAGAAGGAACGCGAGAAGGAGAGGGAGCGGGAAAAGGAGAGAGAGCGGGAGCGUGAGAGAGAGCGAGACAGAGACCGGGACAGAGACCGGGACAGAGACAGAGACCGGGACAGGGACAGGAGGUCACGCAGAAGCCACUCCAACAGCCGCCACUCCAGUCGAGCGUCGGACAGGAAACGGAGCAGAUCCCGUGAUCGGCGAAGGUCCAGGAGCAGAGACAAGGAGAGGGAGCGCAAACGCAGCAGGAGCCGGGACAGGGACAGGGAGAGGGAGAGGAGGCGCAGCCGGGAUCGCUCCGAUAGAAAACGACGCUCCCGCAGCCGCGAACGGAGGAGGUCUCGCAGCUCAGAGCGCAAAUCUCACCGCCACCGCAGCCGCAGCAAGGACAGGGACAAGGAGAGGGACAGAGAGCGGUCAUCAAAAGACAAAGACCGUAAGUCGACAGAGGAGAGAAGCAGUUCUAAGAAAGACAAGCACUCUGGCGGCGAUGCAGCCACCGUCAAGGCUUCGUCCGAAGUGGAACCGAUGGAGACGGAGGUGGCUGCCUCCGCCUCCUCCCCUCUGCUUAACGGCCAGCAAGAGCUCCUCCAUUCUGAAGGUGACACUCAGUCCAAUUAAAACUGAUCUGAUAGGACCUCAGAUCAGGCUCAGGUAAGUGCGGCCUCCUCCCUGCUCCCCCCUGGCUCUGAACCCAACCCUGUCCCCCCCUUCUCCCAUCUCCCUCACCCUCCCUCUCUCCCUACCUUUCCCACCCUGUUUAAGUUCAGUUCAAUGCCUAUGAUUUUGUCUUAUGUACUUUGUGCAUAUAUCUUUAUCCUGUUUUCUGUAAUAGUGCAUCAUAAGUAUGCACUGAAGAUGAAGGACUAGGCCCGAUGAAUGAGAAGAAAGUAGAAAACAUUCACACAAAGCCAAGAGGGAAAAGCCAGUGUAGUCCUGAGCAAACAUGCCCUGAGGUACCCCUCGUUUUGUAUCUGGGUUUUCCUUAGAGAUGUAUUUUGUCUUUGCAGGCAAAAUGGCAGAAAAGGUAUUAACCAGUAAAAUUUUCCUGCCUGUAUUACCCUGUGUUUUUUCUUUCUUCUUUGAAGUAGGAAAGUGUACCUUUUUCAGUUUGCUGAGAUCUUUCCCUCCAUAAAGGGAGAGAAGUCACCCUCUGUGUGUCUAUAUGUGUCUACAUAAGAUGAAGUGGGGAUUUCUCCUGCUCACAUAUAAACACACAGACAGACUUUCAGCUGUAGUCAAAGGUGUAUGUAAAAAAAACAAGCAACUUUAUUUUUUACAGUUAUCAUUUCUCAAAUGCCUUGGAUUUGUUGUCCAGCUUACUGUGCCUGAUAAUACCAUGCAGUGUGUGUUUGGGGGGUGUCCUAGCACCGGGGGCCUUAUGUAACUAACUAACUGGAGGGUAGGGUUUAUCGAAUGAAUUGCAGCUGACUUCCACACCUCACACAGCGUUGGUGUUGUGAGCGAGACCACAUGAGAAAAGGGCAAAUUAAAAAUCAUGGAUACUCUCUGACUGUCAAACUGUGCAGGUACUCACCCCAGGUACUCCUUUCUCUACCCACAUCCAUUUCUGAAUGCUGUUGCCUGUCAGAAAUAACUAUUCUGUACUUCUCCAAAACAUGGAUGUAAAAGCUUGAUGUGUACAUUUUUUUUUUUAUUGUGCUUCUUGUUUUAAAAUUAACAUUCAGAUAUGUUUUGCAAAGGUUAAGAGGUUGUCAUAGAAAUGCCAGAGAUUAACUUUUCUCAAAGCUGAGAUGCACGAGGCAGCCUGCUUGAUAUACCUGCCCCAGAUGCUCAAGUUUCAUGUUUUGUUUUGAGACUUUAAAUGUCACAUAGGUUGAGUUGGUAGGAAGCCAUCUUUUAAAUUGGCUCAAAUUCUGCCAAGAGUUUUAAUGAUUGCACUUGUGCAUCAGUGCUGGGAAUAUCAAACAGGCUUGUCAGUGUUUUUAAAGGAUAAGGGUGCAAGGUAGUGACCAAACCUUUUUUUUAUUUUAUUUUUUAGAAUCGUCCAAGUACAGACUUUUGAUAGGUGCUACUAGGUAGAUCAUUUUUUAUCCACAUCAGGAUUUUUGUGUGCAUCAUAAGCAGUUAAAUUUGUUUACAACCUUCACCUUCCUCUGUGGCUAAAUUGAGGGAUACAUUUGACCAGUAGCGUUUAUCUAAAUGUUGAUGUUGCUCCAGUAGCAGCAGAUGUUAAAAAAAACAAAAACAAAAAACACCUUGUUGCGGGACCUUUGCUAACAUGACAUUUUGUGAACAUCUUUGUUCAACAGGGGAAGCUGGGCUACCUGGUGGAGGAAAAGUGGAAGAGCGCACCCAUCCUUACCCUGAACCUGACACCUCGCUGCUUAAAAACAAGGUGAACCACAGUUGUGUAGUGGCUUAUUUAAAAACAUGAGAUGAUUUUCAUGUUCCCUUACCUGUUGAUCUUGGAGGAAGGUAGUUGUGGUUCAUCUAAUGUGUUUCUUGGUCUACAUGUCCCCAGGCAUCACUUUACCAAACUUAGAGGAGAUUAUGGCUUUUUGUGUUUCUUUUUAUAAAAAAAAAACUUUACACACCCCUCUUUGUUUUUCAGCAUUUAGUGAAAAUGAAAUAAAGUCAGUGCUUGUGGUUUAUUUUGUGUGUCAGGUUCCACUUUCACAUCCCUGCCCCUUCUUUUCUAAAGUCAGAUGAACGCGUAUGUACAAUGUUAGUCUCCCUGACCGGCCGUGUCUCUUUUCUCCUCCACGUCGAGCUCACCAUGAUGUCCCCUUACUGUAAAAAAAAAAUAUACUGAUUUCAUUUUGAUCAAAAGAUUUUGAAGACUGAAGACUUGUUUAAUUUUGAUCUGCUUUUACUGUCCAUGUUGUCUCGAUGAAUAAAAGGUGAAAACAU